This is a messenger RNA of Lolium perenne, 2192 nucleotides long. Its product is annotated as F-box/FBD/LRR-repeat protein At5g22700-like. Gene Ontology annotation, molecular function: protein binding. Lineage: Eukaryota; Viridiplantae; Streptophyta; Magnoliopsida; Poales; Poaceae. The record is from RefSeq and is a predicted model, not a curated record.
CUACCCAACCUGACACUUGGUGCGUAGUUAACCCGAUCCAUGGAGGAAAGGAAACCGUAGACUAAAGACGUGCAGAUCUGAUCCACUUCUUUCCGUCUCCAUCUCGAUCGGCGAUGGCCGGCGACGACCGCAUCUCCCACCUUCCCGACGAUCUUCUGCAACAUAUCCUCUACUUUGCGCCUGCCAAGGAGGCUGCGUCCACCAGCGCGCUCGCGCGGCGGUGGCGCACGCAGUGGCUGUCGUCGGGCGCCGUCAACCUCGACACGUCCUCCUACCCCGGUCUGUUGUAUCGCAAGCGUCCCGCCUUUGUGCGCGACGCCGACGCGGCUCUCGCUGCCCGUGGCCGCCGUUGGCCCCUCAGGAAGCUCACCUUCCGCGUGGAAGGCAACCACCGCGACAACAUCCGGCUAUUCCUGCGGCACGGCGACGACAUCAAAGGCAUUGUGCUCACGCACGUGGCCGCCCGCUCCGUCGAGGAGCUCUGCAUCGACGCCCGCCUCGAAGGUCGCCCCGAUGGUGUGUAUUACGACCUCAACGUCCCGUCGCUGCCGUCCGAGAAUCUCCGUGUGCUGCGCAUCUCCGGCUGUAGAUACCUCAAGAUCCCUCCGGUCAGCGUCCCCGUCGCGCUCCCGCGGCUGGAGGAGCUGCGGAUCCACUUCUGCUAUGACGUGCAGCUCCAGGGUCUCCAACGCGUCAUCGACUCAACGCCGCAUCUCGCCGUCCUGGACCUGCACUCCGUAUGCAUCUAUUCCGAGUACGACGUUCCGGCUGCAGCUGUAGACUAUGGCUCACCGCCGCCGGCAACACUCCGCUGCUCGUCCGUCACCGCCCUCGUGCUGUCGGAUUGCACCUGGAUGGACCGUCUCCAUGGAAAAGACACGACCGGCGUAAAUCUGGACGCGCCGAUGCUGCGUUGGUUCAGAUACAAGCCGAAUUUAAACUGCCCGGUGGCGUUGAAAUCACAAGCCACGAGCCUCACACGAUUGGACAUAGACUUCUGCCAUGAUCCGUGCGCUGCCACACAUGACCAAAUAUGGGCCUCCUUGUGGCAAUGUGUUGAAACAUUCAGCAACACCAGGGUCUUGAAGCUGAAAUGGAGCGACAUCGAGCACGUCAGCGGUAGCGAGACGAAGAAGGUUCAACUCCCCGGCAGCAACAUGGUACUCUUCCACAAUCUCGAGCGCCUCGAGCUGGAGGUGCACUAUAUGCCCGGACAGAGCAAGGCCGCCGGGGAGGCUAUCGCCUACAUCCUCCGUUGCUGCCCUGUGAUUAGCAAACUCCGGCUUAGUCUGAGCACGACAUUGGAGAAACAUCAUCGCUAUGCAGACGCCUACAGAGUAAAAGAUCAGCUGGAUUUCGGUAAAUCAGUCGAUCAAUUCUUCUCGCGUCACGGACGAAAGAACCCUAUGAUCACCUACGAGGUAUGUGAUCAUAUCCACGGUUUGAGUGGGGAAUCCUUCGCCUGCCUCCAGAGUAGCCUGAGAUCCGUGAGCUUGCGGUUUCGGAGGGAGAAGACCGACAUUUUUGGUGUGCGACUGGUCAAAUUUUUCGCGGAGAAUGCCAUGGUUCUCGAAAAAAUGUACAUUGACGACGGGAACCAGAAAUUGCACGAGCACAUUAAUCAUACAGUUGGCAGAUGGGUUGCUAGUUCAUCCUCGGGCUUUGCAGUUUUACCACUUGGAAGUCAUUGGCAGUAACUCUUCCAGUGAUGCUUGUACCCCAUUAAUGCCCUGAAGCAGUAGAUCUGAAGUCCAAAUCGUUGUUGCAGACUUUACCACCUUGCCUCAGAUUUUCUAGGAACACCAUGAUAAUUGUUUCCUCUGCUUCUUAGUGGGAAUUCUGUCCUUAGGGUGAGAAAAUAUUCAAGUGGCCGGGGAUCCUUGCCACUGAUGAACAAAAACAGACUACCGUCACUGACGGUAUGCAGGUUACUACCAUUCUAGAGUCUUGUGGUUGUGGAGUAUCCGGAUUUCCUACUUCUCAGGCAACCGAGAAAAAGCGUUUUCUCCUACAAAUGAAGUCUCAGACAUGUAUGGUUGUAGUGUUGUGAAACAGGGCAAUGAAGAAUGAACAAAACGACGGCACAACUGGAUGUUGAUCAAAACAGGGAAUGCUGAUCCCUUAAUUGUAUCGCAUGCUCCGUUAUUGGCUACAAUGUAAAAUCGUUCAGAUAAGAGCAAAUAAUUCGACAA